This is a messenger RNA of Daldinia loculata, 1770 nucleotides long. Its product is annotated as FAD/NAD(P)-binding domain-containing protein. NCBI's taxonomy places the organism in Eukaryota, Fungi, Ascomycota, Sordariomycetes, Xylariales, Hypoxylaceae. Gene Ontology annotation, molecular function: FAD binding; monooxygenase activity. The transcript has 3 exons. The record is from RefSeq and is a predicted model, not a curated record. Gene Ontology annotation, biological process: secondary metabolite biosynthetic process. Bases 237 to 1637 code for a protein of 466 amino acids.
CCGGAUCACCGAAGAAGUGACACAUGGAUGCACGCCAAGGGCGGAAUGCCACGAUCCCUCUAUAUACAUACCUGUCAUGUCUUACAGGACUGUUGUGGAAUCUCUUCAUUUUUAUCUAUGAUAAGUAAGUAGUUGUACAAAAGAUGUAUUAUGCCGUUACUUAUUGAUUUACUAUUCCCCCUUUAAACUUAAGUAAUAAGGUCAAAUUUACCGUCCUGGUAAUAUCGGAUUUGAAAAUGGCUCCCAGAUUUCACCCAAAGGUAUGGCAGAAAGUUGAGAGAGACGCGUCGAGCCAACUUGAUAUUAUAAUCGUAGGUGCCGGGCUCGGCGGUCUUGGCGCAGCUAUUUCUAUACUUCUAGCAGGACAUCGCGUGACCGUACUUGAAAGCGCAUCUGAGAUUGGCGAAAUAGGUGCCGGUAUUCAGGUCUUGCCUAAUUCAUCGAGAAUAUUAAUUUCUUGGGGACUCGAAGAUGAGCUUGUCAAGCAUGCGACGAAGCCUCGGUACGCAAAUAUGAUCGGCUGGAAGGGUAAUAGAUUAUCAAGAAUGGACCUCCAUGCUUAUGAGAAGGCUCUGGGUACCCCUUUCUGGGAUUUCCAUAGAGCUAACUUACACCGUUGCCUCCUCGAUCGGGCUGUCGAGCUCGGAGCUGAUAUUCGCGUGAGAUCGAGAGUCCAGACGAUCGAAUAUGCCACGGAUGGAUUAACGGCAAGCGCAGUGUUAAGCGACGGUAGGAUUAUGUCCGCAGAUCUCAUCGUCGGCGCAGAUGGCAUCUCAUCUCGGCUGCGCGAGGUUCUUCUCGGCAAGCCAGAUCCCCCUUUACCAACAGGUGACCUUGCCUAUAGGCUCCUCAUCAAUACCAAAGAUAUGCUGGCAGAUCCUGAAUUACGACACUUUAUCCAAAAUCCUCAAGUCAACUAUUGGAUAGGGCCCGAUGCGCACGCGGUAAACUAUGUCCUUAGGGGCGGGGAAUUAUUCAAUAUGGUCCUGUUAGUCCCGGACGAUAUGCCUGCAGCUGCCAUGACUGUGGAUGGGAACGUAGAAGAGAUGCAAGCACUAUACAAAGACUGGGACCCCGUAAUAGGCAAGAUCUUAAGUCUGUGUCAAUCUGUUCAGAAGUGGAAGCUCUGCAUACGACCUACUUUGGAACAAUGGACACAUGAAUCGGGGACAUUUACACUGCUAGGGGAUGCUGUCCACGCAACACUGCCGUACCUCGCUAGCGGUUGCGGCAUGGCACUAGAAGACGGAGCGGCCUUGGGUCUCUGCCUUGCAAAGCUGACUAACAAGUCUCGCGAGCAAAAGUUAUACGCACUUAAAGUGUACGAAGAGUGCCGAAAAGAGAGGACCGAGAGGGUAGUUGAAAGGGGUAAUUUCCAACAGUACAUGUACCACCUCCACGAUGGCGAAGAACAGAGAGAAAGAGACAGGAGACUCGAAAUGUUUGGGCGGAUUGAUGAAGAGUUAUUCAAAAAUCCGGAGGUUAUCACGCAACCACGGUCAGAAUCGGGGGAUGAUCCAUUACCUUGGAGGUAUUAUGGCGUAGGAGGUUGGCUUUUACCGUAUGACAUAGAGACGGCUGUGGAGCGCAAAUGGGAUCAGACACGAAGGGAAAACCAGGCGCGCCCGCUACUAUAGCUUACUUGGUAUUAUCACUAUCAUGAAUCAACCCUCUUAAAUUAUCCUUCUUUUUUUUUUUUUCUCCUAUUCAUCUUCCUCGUCCAACCCAAACUCUCAAAGUCAAUCCUAAGACACCGUACCUAAGGGGUAU